AUGUCGGCGACGACGCUGCCAAAGGACAUCUCUAAGCUCGGCCAAGAGGUAAAACUUUUCGGAAAGUGGGAUACCCAGGAUGUCGAAGUUAAGGAUAUCUCCCUCACCGACUACAUUCAAACGCGCAAUGCUGUCUACGUCCCCCACACCGCCGGCCGUUAUGCCAAAAAGCAGUUCAAAAAGGCCCAAAUGCCCAUCGUCGAGCGAUUGGUAGACUCUCUCAUGAUGAAGGGGCGCAACAACGGCAAGAAACUCCUCGCUGUCCGCAUCGUCGCACACGCCUUCGAGAUCAUCCAUCUCCUCACCGACCAGAACCCUAUUCAGGUUCUCGUCGAUGCCAUUGUCAACACUGGCCCACGAGAGGACUCGACUCGUAUCGGCUCUCAGGGUACCGUUCGUCGGCAAGCUGUCGAUGUCUCUCCUUUGCGCCGGGUCAACCAGUCCAUCGCACUCCUCACCGUUGGCACGCGUGAAUCUGCUUUCCGCAACAUCAAGUCGAUUGCCGAAUGCCUCGCUGAUGAACUUAUUAACGCAGCCAAGGGCUCGUCCAACUCGUAUGCCAUCAAGAAAAAAGACGAGCUGGAGCGUGUGGCCAAGUCCAACCGGUAA
Molecule: messenger RNA, 609 nt
Organism: Mycena indigotica
Lineage: Eukaryota; Fungi; Basidiomycota; Agaricomycetes; Agaricales; Mycenaceae
Product: 40S ribosomal protein
Exons: 5
Coding region: 1-609 (202 amino acids)
Biological process (GO): translation; ribosomal small subunit assembly
Cellular component (GO): ribosome; cytosolic small ribosomal subunit
Molecular function (GO): rRNA binding; mRNA binding; structural constituent of ribosome
Source: RefSeq, a predicted model, not a curated record